UUUUGAUCGUUCUCUUUGUUAAUUUUCCACCAUGGCCAAAACCUUAAUCCCUGUCUUUCUAAUUUUCUCCACCAUCGUCUUCUUCUCCACCACCGUCGCAGGAAAAUCUCACAAGUUCUCAGAAAAACUAUCUCCUGAGAAGCUCGGAUUCAAGCAUGAGAAGCUAACCCACCUAAACUUCUUCUUCCACGACAUCGUCACCGGCCAAAACCCGACCGCCGUCAGAGUCGCCGAGGCAGCGAUGACGAACACGUCAAAGACGUUGUUCGGAUCCGUCAUGAUAAUCGACGACCCAUUAACGGAAGGGCCUGAAAUGGAGUCGAAGCUGGUGGGAAGAGCCCAGGGAAUGUACGCAUCGGCAGGGCAAAACGAACCGGGUUUGUUGAUGGCGAUGACCUUCCAUUUCGUGGAAGGCAAGUUCAAUGGGAGUAAUCUGAGCUUUCUGGGCCGAAACUCGGUGUUCUCGGAGGUGAGGGAGUUGCCGAUUGUCGGCGGCAGCGGACUUUUUAGGUUUGCUCGUGGGUAUGCGGAGGCCCGGACUCGUACGUUGGAUAUGAAAACAGGGAACGCUGUCGUGGAAUACAACGUCUACGUCUUCCAUUACUGAUCUCCUUGGACUCUUCUUCUCUGGAAUAAGGAAGAUGACGCCAAUCACAGUCUAGUUCAAAAAAUUAUUAUUAUUAUUAUUUAACAAAAUCUGGUGUCUUGUUGUUUGUGUUAUGGGUUUGAGUUUGGAUUGUUAUGAUUUUUUUUUUGUGUGUAAGUAUGUGAUGUUUUUAAUUAAAUUGUUAUGAAAUGA
Molecule: messenger RNA, 799 nt
Organism: Vitis riparia (riverbank grape)
Lineage: Eukaryota; Viridiplantae; Streptophyta; Magnoliopsida; Vitales; Vitaceae
Product: dirigent protein 22-like
Exons: 1
Coding region: 32-607 (191 amino acids)
Source: RefSeq, a predicted model, not a curated record